ACAGUGAACGGGAGAUAGAUGGAGACGCAGCUGUACCUGCCAAACAAGUUACAACUUUAUCUGUUUUCUCAGCCUUUGAUGUGUUCACCAUCAGACCCGGAACUAAAGAUGAACUGGGCAUCAUUUUAUGCUGUCAUCAGCGGGGUGAACAGACACUCCACAGGCAUCGGUCGCAUCUGGCUCUCUGACCUGUUCAUUAUCCUGGUUCUGGUGGUGGUAGCGGAGAGCGUGUGGGGCGACGAGAGGUCCGGCUUCAUCUGCAACACCCAGCAGCCGGGCUGCAACAGUAUCUGCUACAACCACUUCUUCCCCAUCUCCCACAUCUGCCUCUGGGCACUCCAGCUCAUCCUGGUCUCCAUCCCUGCGCUGCUGGUGGCCAUGCACGUAGCCCACCGCCGCCACGUCGACCAGAGGCUCCACAAACUAUCCGGGCGGACCAACCCCAAAGACCUGGAGCAGAUAAAGACCCAGAAGAUGAAAAUCACAGGGGCUCUCUGUUGGACGUACGUCAUCAGCCUGUUGUUCCGUAUUGUCUUUGAGGUCACCUUUAUGUAUUUGUUUUGCAUUAUCUACCAUGGUUACAAGAUGAUCCAGCUGGUGAAGUGUGACUCGUACCCCUGUCCUAACCAGGUGGACUGCUUCGUGUCGAGGCUUCGUGUCGACUAUGGGGGCCUGGAUCCAACAGAAACUCUGCUCCUACUAACAAAACACAUAGAUUUCAAACCCGUACAAAGGGACUUAUAG
This is a messenger RNA of Cottoperca gobio, 744 nucleotides long. RefSeq names its product gap junction beta-1 protein-like. The record is from RefSeq and is a predicted model, not a curated record. Gene Ontology annotation, cellular component: connexin complex. Gene Ontology annotation, molecular function: gap junction channel activity. Gene Ontology annotation, biological process: cell-cell signaling. NCBI's taxonomy places the organism in Eukaryota, Metazoa, Chordata, Actinopteri, Perciformes, Bovichtidae.